Messenger RNA from Plasmodium relictum, 1563 nucleotides. RefSeq names its product conserved Plasmodium protein, unknown function. The record is from RefSeq and is a predicted model, not a curated record. Lineage: Eukaryota; Apicomplexa; Aconoidasida; Haemosporida; Plasmodiidae. Gene Ontology annotation, cellular component: cytosol; preribosome, small subunit precursor; nucleus. The transcript is spliced from 3 exons. Gene Ontology annotation, biological process: ribosomal small subunit export from nucleus; ribosomal small subunit biogenesis. The coding region runs from base 1 to 1563 and encodes 520 amino acids.
AUGAAUAUUAAAAAUAAAAAUAAAAACAAACUUAAAAAAGUUUCAUUUAAAGAACCAGAAAUAUGUGAAAAUAUUGAAAAUGAUAAACAUGAAUUUAAUCAUGAAGAACUUUACAACGGAGAUAAUAAUUCCACGUCUUUGAGUAAUGAAGAAUUAAACAUUCUUUUAGAAAAUUUUAACCCCAUGGAUUAUGGAAUUACAGAAAAAUUAAGUGAAAGUGAAAAAAAAAUAAUAAUUAAGGAAAUUUAUGAAAGAGAAAAUGUAAAUUUUUGUACAUUAAAUGAAAAUAAAAUAAAGAAUGACAUUGUAAUAAAAGAGAAUAUAAAAAUUGAUGAACAAAUAAAUAAAGAAGUUACAAAAAAAAGUAAAUUAAAAAAAAAAAAUAAGAAAAAGGGGGAUUCCUUAUCAUACUUAGAUGGAGAUUGUUAUUUCCCAAAUGAUGGUUACGAUUAUGAGCAGCAUUUAAAGCCAGUAAGUAAAAAUUUCAUAGAAUCAAAAACAAAAAAAGAAACCAAUUUUUUUGACAUAAAACCUAAUAAUGAAGAAGAAAAAGAAGUAUAUGAGGCUCUUGAUAUGGAUAACUUAGAACAACUAAAUGACAAUUUUAUAUAUGAAGCACAAAAUGUUGAUGAUAUUGAAAAAUUAGAGAUAGAUAAGGAACUAAUUUGGGGUAAUCCAGAUUCUUAUUUAUUUUUAAGUAAUAAUGAAUACUCAAAUAAUUUAAGUAAUAUCCAAAAUGAAGAUAUAGGAAAUGAGCAUAUUAUUGAAGAUAAUUUUCAUUCGGAUAAUUAUUUUCUUAGUGUUAAUAAUAAAAAUAUUGACUUCAGUAAUAAUAAUAAGGAACAUAUAUUUGAUAAAAAAUUAAAUCCUCUUAAAUAUAUGAAAGAUAAUAUCAUCUCUAAAAAUGAAAAAGAGAAAGAAAAUGAAAAAAUUGAAAAAGAAUUUGAUUCUUUUAAAUUAAGUGAUCUUAUUAAGCAUGAGCUAAAAAAAGAGGAAUGUAAAAAUAAUGAAAAAAAAAAAAUAAGAAAAAAAAAAAAAAUAAAAAAUUAUAAAAUUAAUUCAGAUUUAUUUGUUACUUUAAAUGCUGAAGAUAAAAAUAAAAUAAUGAAAAUUUUAGAUUUACAAAAAGAUGAAAUUACAAAUGAUAAAGAUAGUUCUGCUUCAGAAAAUUCCAAAGAAUCAAGUUAUGAUUGUGAAACCAUUUUAACAACAAAAACCAACACAAUUAAUCAUCCAUAUAAAUUAAUUAUACCUAAACAAAUUAAAGCAAAACCAAUAUUAAAUAGUAAUAAUAUUAAUACUAAAAAAAAGGAAAGUGAUAAUAAAAAUGAAUCAUUAAAACUUGAACGUUAUUUAAUUUUAGAAAAAAUAAAAACUACAAGAGAUAAAAAUGAAACACCAGAAGAAAAAAAAGCAAGAAAAAAAGCUGUAAAAGAGGCACAGAGAUUAAAUAGAAAAUUGAAAAAAGAAAAUUCUCUGCUUAUGAAGAAUGAGAAAAAACUAAUGGAUAAAAAUAUUAACCCUUUUGACAUAAGAGACAAUGUAAAAUACAUUAAAUUAUAA